AUGUUGAUUUUCAACUUGAGCAGUUACAACCCAGGACUGUUCACUCUGGUGGGUAUCCCAGGCCUGGAACAAUUCCAUGUGUGGAUUGGGAUUCCCUUCUGCAUUGUCUACAUUGUGGCUGUUAUGGGAAACUUCAUCCUUCUUUACCUCAUUGCAGUGGAGCGCAGCCUUCAUUCACCCAUGUUCUUCUUUCUCUCCACGCUGGCCAUGACUGACCUCAUUUUAUCCACAGCUGCUGUGCCUAGAACGCUCAGUAUCUUUUGGCUUGGGGCUCGAGAAAUCACAUUUACAGGGUGUCUUACACAAAUGUUUUUCCUCCACUAUAGCUUUGUUCUGGAUUCAGCCAUUCUGAUGGCCAUGGCAUUUGAUCGCUAUGUGGCCAUCUGUUCUCCCUUGAGAUACACCACAAUUUUGACUCCCAAGACCGUCCUCAAGAUUGCUGUGGGCAUCUCCUUUCGAAGUUUCUGCAUCAUUCUGCCAGUUGUGUUCUUGCUGACACGCUUGCCUUUCUGCAGGACACGCAUCAUACCCCACACGUACUGUGAGCACAUAGGUGUCGCCCGGCUCGCAUGCGCUGAUAUCUCCAUCAACAUCUGGUAUGGCUUUUGUGUUCCCAUCAUGACAGUGAUCUCAGAUGUGAUUCUCAUUGCUAUCUCCUACACUCUCAUCCUCUGUGCCAUCUUUGGUCUGCCUUCGCAAGAUGCCCGCCAGAAGGCCCUUGGCACCUGUGGCUCCCAUGUCUGUGUCAUCCUCAUGUUCUACAUUCCUGCCUUUUUCUCCAUCUUAGCCCAUCGCUUUGGACACAAUGUCUCCCGCACUUUCCACAUCAUGUUUGCCAACCUCUACAUUGUUAUCCCACCUGCACUCAACCCCAUUGUCUAUGGAGUGAAGACCAAGCAAAUCAGAGAUAAGGUCUUACUUUUGUUUUCUAACAAGGGUACAGUGUGA
This is a messenger RNA of Lepus europaeus (European hare), 948 nucleotides long. RefSeq names its product olfactory receptor 52H1. The transcript has a single exon. Lineage: Eukaryota; Metazoa; Chordata; Mammalia; Lagomorpha; Leporidae. Gene Ontology annotation, cellular component: membrane. Gene Ontology annotation, molecular function: olfactory receptor activity; G protein-coupled receptor activity. The record is from RefSeq and is a predicted model, not a curated record. The coding region runs from base 1 to 948 and encodes 315 amino acids. Gene Ontology annotation, biological process: G protein-coupled receptor signaling pathway.